Molecule: messenger RNA, 1197 nt
Organism: Penicillium olsonii
Lineage: Eukaryota; Fungi; Ascomycota; Eurotiomycetes; Eurotiales; Aspergillaceae
Source: the annotation of a GenBank genome assembly
AUGCGCUCCUUCCUUUCGCUCUCCAUCGCUGCCCUCCUCCAGGUGGGAGCAGCGCUGCCAGCCAACCAAUCCAAGCCCCAGGAUUCUCACGCCGACCAAUAUGUAGACUGGCGCACCUUCAAGGGAUACGGAGUCAACCUCGGCGGCUGGCUGGAACAAGAAUCCACCAUCGACACGAAGUGGUGGGCGAAAUAUUCACACGGCGCCGCCGACGAGUGGACCAUGUGCGCCAAGCUAGGAUCCGCCUGUGCGUCCGUCUUUGAGACCCGGUACAAGACCUAUAUCUCGACAUCCGACAUCGACACCCUCGCCGAGGCCGGUGUCACGGUUCUCCGCAUCCCAACCACCUAUGCCGCGUGGAUUGACAUGCCUGGAUCGCAGCUCUACCAUGGUAACCAGCAGAAGUACCUGCGUCGCAUUGCCCAGCAUGCCAUUACCAAACACAAUAUGCAUGUUGUCAUCGAUAUUCACAGUCUGCCUGGAGGCACCAACGGACUAGAUAUCGGUGAAGCCGUCGGGCACUACGGCUGGUACUAUAACAGCACUGCCUUGGACUGGAGUUUGAAGGCCGUGGAUGCUCUGGUGGACUUUGUCGCCAGCUCACCCAACCCAUGGAGCUACACGAUCGAGCCCAUCAACGAGCCCGUAGACAACCGGGAUUUCUCAACCUUCGGUACCCCUGCGGCGCUAUCCGACAAAGGCGCUAAGUGGGUGGUGAAAUAUAUCCGGGCCGUUCUCGACCAUGUGGAGAAGGUGGACGACCGCAUCCCGGUCAUGUUCCAGGGCAGCUUUAAGCCCGAGACUUACUGGAGUGGUUUCUUCGGGAAGGAGCGCAACCUAGUCUUUGACGCCCACCAUUAUUACUUCCAGUACCCCAAUGCGACUUCGGUCAAUUUGCCCACUUUCAUCUGCAAGGAUGCCAAGGACACUGAGGGCGAUGGAAAGUUCCCUGUCUUUGUCGGCGAGUGGUCGAUCCAGGCAGGUGGCAACAACACCCUCUCACUGCGCGGGGAGAACCUCCGAGCUGGUAUCUCCGCCUGGGCCCAAUACACACAAGGCAGCUCGUUCUGGACCGCCAAGUUCUCCAGCAAUGUCACCGCUGCAGGACAAGGGAUGCAGGAGAACUACUGGAACUUUGCCGAGUUCAUCGAGGCGGGCUAUUUGGAGGGAAAUGUUGUGAUCGAAGAUUAUUGUUGA